Penicillium arizonense is the source of this 1347-nucleotide messenger RNA. RefSeq lists its product as uncharacterized. The transcript has 3 exons. The coding region runs from base 1 to 1347 and encodes 448 amino acids. Lineage: Eukaryota; Fungi; Ascomycota; Eurotiomycetes; Eurotiales; Aspergillaceae. The record is from RefSeq and is a predicted model, not a curated record.
AUGUUGCUCACCUGGGUGCUUUCUAUAUUGCUAUGCUGUUCUGGGGUAUUGGCCGUCAACUGCACCUCAUUUAUUAUCUAUUCGCCAGCUGGUGCAGACUGGCUUCGCAAACAUUGUCCAAUAGUCACGGGCCAUGUUGCUAUCGGUCCGCUCAAUGACAAUAGCACGACGCAGCACAUCAGCCUUGACGGUGUGGAGGUGAUCGAAGGCUCUUUCGGGAACUAUUAUGUUGACAUAUGGAACCCACUCGAUGACCAGCCCUACUUUACACUCUCAAGUUCAACUUUGAGGGAAGUUAGGGGCGAGGUCGACUUCGGAACAUCCCCCACAAAGCUACAGAACCUCACUCUCCCGAACCUCAAAACUGUAAAUACCGACUUUCAAGUAGGCCUCUACGCACGCGAUAUCACCUAUCUGGACAUCACGAGUCUAGAAUCGGUGGAUUACUUCAGCCUUGCCGCCCCUAAUAUCACCACUUUCCGACACAGGAGUUUGCACAAUGCGACGUCUGUGAAGGUUCAUACGACGCAGAUCGACUCGCUUGAUAUUGUAUCCGACUCUCGGCUCAAUCUCAAGCAUGUUGACCUUGCUGGUCCAUUUCCAAAUAUUAAGAACAUUCCUGUCGGGUUCACGUCUGCCGAAAAACUCUCCAUCAGUGCCGAUGCAUCUGUGACAUUGGGUGGCCCCUCAACAACCAACAUGACAAUCGGAAGCCUUUCUCUCAGUGGGGGUGUCUCAGAUCUCAAGCGCAGCACGAAGCUGGAGUCACUCAGAGUUGAUAGUUUGGACUUGUCUAGCAGCAUUUCCAUCCCACACCUGGAAAUACCAUUCGAUAACCUCCGCGCUCUGACACUGAAACAACUUUAUGAGGCCCAUCCAGUCAAAGAUAUCACUCUACCCCCGCAAGCCGUCAAUUGGACAGGCGGUUUUGAACUGGACAUCAGUAAUGCUCCAGAAUUGAAUCUAACCUCGAUGUACCGUACCGAUGACCAAAACAACCGCGUCCAAACCUGGUACUGGCCAACAAACAUCUCGUCGAUUCAGAUUUCUGAUACUAAUUUAGGAAACGCAUUCUUCGAUACCUUCGUCGCCCAGCAAAAUGCCUCUUUGGACAGCACUUAUCCUCCAUCAGUGUUGAAGUCGUUUCAUGUCUAUCCGUCGAGAAACGCUACUGGUUUCAACUGCGCAGCCUUGAACGAGCUAUCGAAAAAGGGCCGUUUACCAAGCCCUCCGUUCAAUUUCGGAUGCUCGAACUCCACAAAGACUAGCGGUAGUACUUUCAUUCGUACAGCAAGCCCGCUUCACCUUGCCGGGGUUGUUUUUGGAGCAACUAUGUGGAUGGUAUGA